AUGAACCAUUUCUCAGCUUCAUGUAAACAAUCUUCAGUUGAGGAUGAGACAGUUAAAGGGGGUCUAAAAUGGGUUAAUACAGAAGUGGAUUUAGACAAACAUGUUAUAGUUCCAAUGCUGGAUCCAAAAAAUAUUGAAUCACCUGAUAAGUUUGUAUCAAAUCUGACUAAAACUGGAAUUAAAAUGUCAAUGCCAGUGUGGGAUCUCCAUCUCCUCAACCUUAGAACUUCUGAUGCUGAAUCCGUCGCUGUUUUUCGAGUUCACCACUCUCUUGGUGAUGGAGUUUCGCUUAUGUCUUAUUUUCUUACUUGUACUCGUAAGAUUUGUAAUCCAGAGGAACCUCCCACCAUUCCAAUUAUUCAGAAAGUAAAUCCCAGCAAAACCGCUGGCCGGUUUCGAGGAAAAUUCAUUAAAUCAUGGCUGGCUAUCGUGCUGUUUUGGAAUAUUCUUGUCGAUGUUGUGAUGUUUCUUGCUACGGCAUUAUCUCUCCUAAAUGAUACUAAAACGCCCCUCAAGGGUUCCUUGAGCGAACCUCGGCGAUUUGUUCGCAGAUCAGUGAGUUUGGAUGAUGUCAAGCUAGUAAAGACUGCGAUGAGAACUGCAAUCAAUGAUGUCAUGAUUGGAGUCACCAAUGCAGGCUUGUCUCAGUGUCUCAAUCGGAAAUACGGGGAGUGUAACAAGAUCAACAAGGAAGCUUCAGAAGGAAGUAACGAUCUUCCACAUAAUAUUCGUCUUAGAGCAGCCUUUUUCAUGAACCUUGGAAGAUCUCCAGGGAUCCAGGAGUUUGAUGAUAUGAUGAAGGAGGGUUCUAAAGCAAGGUGGGGCAACCAGAUUGGUUAUUUGCUUUACCCUUUCAACAUCGCGUUACGAGAUGAUCCAUUAGAUUAUAUUCGACAAGCUAAGGCAACCAUGGAUAGGAACAAAGCUUCUCUAAAGGCUUCUUUCUCACAUUUCUUGGUUAAAUGUUUACACAAAUUUCGGGGUAUGAAGCUUGCGAGAUUGCCAACUCAAACAACAUUGUAUUUCUCAAAUGUUUUUGGUCCCAAAGAAGAAAUCAGUUUCUAUGGCUAUCCAGUGGCCUAUAUUGCUCCAAGUUGCUAUGGGCAACCUACUUGGUUAUUGAUUCAUGUUAUGAGUGACGCCAAUAGAAUUACCUUCACCUUCACCUUAUCAGUUGAUGAAGGGAUAAUUCCUGAUCCUGAGCAGUUGUGUGCUGAUCUUGAAGAUUCUUUCAACUUCAUUAAAAGUGCAGUCAUUGCUAAAGGAAUGGUUAUGAAUUAA
Molecule: messenger RNA, 1281 nt
Organism: Pistacia vera
Lineage: Eukaryota; Viridiplantae; Streptophyta; Magnoliopsida; Sapindales; Anacardiaceae
Product: O-acyltransferase WSD1-like
Exons: 7
Coding region: 1-1281 (426 amino acids)
Biological process (GO): triglyceride biosynthetic process
Cellular component (GO): plasma membrane
Molecular function (GO): long-chain-alcohol O-fatty-acyltransferase activity; diacylglycerol O-acyltransferase activity
Source: RefSeq, a predicted model, not a curated record